AUGUCUAAAAAUAUAACGGCUGAGAAUUUUGAAGUUCUGAUAGCAAACAUUCUGGACAAAUCGAAUGAUAUUUUGUUAAAAUGCAUUGAUAAAGUUAUGGAUAAAUCAAACGAAAACUUAGAAAUGAUCAUUGAGAUCUCCAACAAAAAUUUGGCAAAAACAAUGGAGAAAUGUAUGUCAAACUCCGUAACUGACUGCAUGAAAGAACUGCACUCAGCCAUGUCAACACUUGGCGCCAGCGUUUCCAAAAGUCAACAGCAGGGGGUCAAACUCAAUAUAUCUCCAAUGCUAGAAACAAUGACUAUGGCCUUGUGGACAGUGGAACGGGGGAAAAAAGAUGAAGAACGUCGGUCACAAAAGCUCAGAAUCUGCGUCACACUAAACAGUUUGUCAGCAGCUGAAAAUCUGAUUGCAUCGUCAAAGAUUUUUCGUUCAUUUCCAGCUACAAAAAAUGUUUUCAUCAUCUCUGGCCUUUCUAAGAGGCAGGCAGAGCAAGCUUCUCUGAUGAGAUAG
Helobdella robusta is the source of this 513-nucleotide messenger RNA. RefSeq lists its product as hypothetical. The record is from RefSeq and is a predicted model, not a curated record. Lineage: Eukaryota; Metazoa; Annelida; Clitellata; Rhynchobdellida; Glossiphoniidae. The transcript has 3 exons. Bases 1 to 513 code for a protein of 170 amino acids.